AAAAGAUAUUCUGGAAAUCUCUGGAAAAUUGUAAACUGUCAGAUAAUCCGCAGCUAACCUGAAACAAUUGUCAAAUCAUGCUGCCGUUUAUCAGAGACAUCCUAAUUCUCACAAUAAUGACGAUGAGGAGAUAAUGAUUGUUUUAAUUAUUGAAAUAAUUGAAUGAACUAUUGUUUCCCACAAUGAAGGAAGAUAUGGAGUCCAGUGGUAGCGAUGAAUUGUCAGCGGUGAUAGGAGCCCUUCUGGACUCCCUCGAAGACCGAUCCCCAGCUGCCCAAUCCUCGAUCCUCUCAGCCCUCCGGAGUAUUUCCCAUCACUCACCCUCGACCCUCAUCCACGCAGCAGUUUAUUUCCUGGAGCUCCAUCGCAAGCUGCCACAGGUACACACUUCGUCGGUUCUUCGCACAAUGUCAGAAACCCUUCGUGAUUCGUCCUCACCCCUGGCUGAGGACCUGGCGACCUCCGUCGCUGAAUUAUCAGUGUCACAUCUGACUCAGGAAUCAGAACAAGAGUCCUCGGAGCUGCUCGUCUCCCUGAGUCGUCUCCACUGCACGCAAUCGAUGGGAGGUCUUCUGUCGAAAUUCCAACCGAGUCUCAUUCCACCUCCCCCAGUUGUAAGGGCAAUGGGUCUCAUUGCCUCCUGCAAUCCCUUCGGAAUGGUUCCCUUCAUCAAGCUCACCCUCUCGAUAGUCCUUCCCCUUCUUCCCCAGGUCCACGAGGACACGCAGAAGCUCGCCUUCUGCUUUCUCCUUGGUAAAUUUGCAGAGGCCAUCAACGAUUACAUUAUGAAUCUCGAUGAGGCCCCAGAUCCCGCCAUCUCCAAGGACAGCUUCACCGAGGAGAUGUCCAAGUCCUUUGAUAUUCUCACGAACAACUGGAUGAAGACCUCGAGAAACGUGAAACUCCUGGAGGCGAGUGUCAGUGCUCUUUGUCCGAUUUUGUCACUCCUCCCUGAGCAGAAUUGUGGACAGAGAGCUGUCAAAUUAAUUCCAAUGCUUCUCCAGCUCUGCAAGUACCCGAAUUGUCGACUGGCAGGAGCAAGAGCCAUCGCGAUAUUACUGAAUAACACAUUAGAGGAGAACAGAGAGGCCCUAAGGCCCUUCCUCGAGCAACUGCAGACGAUUCUCUUUGAUCUCGUCAAUGUUACACCUUUUGAGGCAUUCAGGGACGCACUACUGACUCAUUACGAGGUCCUUCAGUGCUUCAGGAGUCUGGUCGUCCUGUACCCUGAGGAGGGACUUGACAGGAUACUCCAGCACUUGAAGAAUCCAUCGGGGACUUAUCGGGCUCGAUCCCUAGUCGUCCUGAGGCAUUUGAUCAAUACUCUGCCAUCGGAUGAUGACGCGUCCCUCCAGAGAAUUGCCCUGAGUCUUCAGAAUUCACUGAGUGACGGCAAUGCAAAGCAGAUGGUCGGAGCUAUCGUAGCCCUGGCUGCCCACCAAACUCUUCCCCUCCUGCCCUCACAGAGAGCCACUUUCAUCAGGUACCUUGUCAUCAGGUGUGGAGCCUCUAGUGAGGAGCCACAGGCCUACGAGGAGGCCUUGUUUCUCCUCGCAACAACUGUUGAUGGGGCUGAGACGUGGCUGUGGCCUGCACUCCUGAGAUCCCUCCUGGACUCCACAUUCUCAGCCUCAGCUGUACCAAUUCUCAGAUCAUUGUCAGCCCUAGCUGUGAAAAUCAUACGAGCGGACUCGGGGAAUCCCUUCAAGGAGUUCUCUGGAACGAAGAUCCUGGCGAAAUGCUUGGAGCUGUGUGGCGACGAGAAGAAUCGAUUGGCUGUUGUCAUAUUCUUGAGAUCCUCUGCACCAUUACUUGGACAUCAGUUGAAGCCAGAGUGGGAUGGUCGACUCCUGGAUAUCUCCAGACUCCUGGAGGACGAGGAAGGACCCCAGAAUCAUCAAACCAAGUUGAUUAUUUGGGAGGAGCAGAUGGUGGAGUUUUUGGAGAAAUCUGUGGAUCUCGAGGGAAAGGAGUGGGCAUCGAAAUUGUCGAAGGAGUUGAUCCUGGAGUGCUCUCCCAAGGUGGCCGCCUAUCUGGCAGCAGUCACUGAGGAGCCAGAGCACUUGACACUGUUAAUUCAUUCCGCCAGAUCUCAACCAUUUGUUGAUGAGUAUCCAAGAUCCAUCGGUAUCGCUUCCAAGAGGCAUCUCUCAGUGAUUCUCUCCCUGAUGGAGGCUGCCUGCGAGGUAGAGGACUCUCGAAAGCACCCAACACGUCUCCUAGGACUCGUUCGUGACAGCAAAGCUGCUGCCUCUGCAGAAGCCUCGAAAGCCGCUCUCCUGAGAUGCUACGCAGAGAUCAGUAAGAGAUCUGAUUCUCUCAUUCUAUUCCCCCACAUCGAACGGCACAUUCUCCCCUGGAUCAUCAAACACCUGAACGACUCCAGAGAAACGACCACAAAGGAGGCCGGCCUGAUCGCCCUGGAGCAGGUUGGAGGGGCAGUUCAUCCAAAUCGUCUGGCAAAUUCUUCAGGAUUGAAAGCCAGAGCCAGUUGUCUAGCGUCUCUACUCAAUCUUCUGCAGUCACACAGUGGGUAUCGACCUCUGCAGAUAUAUCCAAAUCUCCUCGACGCCAUGAUCUCCCUCCUGAGGAUACCACCGGCCCUCAACCCUGAGGAGAGAUUCGUCCUCCUCAGCACAAUCCUCGAUAAAGUCAUUGGCGCAAGUUGUGAAGUUGAUCUUAUACUUCAGGUCGAAGGAAUGCAACGAGUCGUUGAUGGACUGGGUGUUAUCUGUGGUGAGGUCAUCGGUGACUCGGCAGAUGCUCUGGCAGAACUCGUUGACGUUCUCAUCCCCUGGAUGCAGUCCAAAUCAGCUAUCGAGAGACGAAUGACUCUACUGGUUCUUCGGUACAGUUUGCGGUCAUAUCAUGAUUCAUUGAAGUACACUUAUCCCGGUGGUAAGCUGGAGCCUGGACGACUGCUUGGAAGGAUCCUGUCGUGGUCAGCUGAUGGAGAGAAAGUCCUCAGACCUCUGGUGGUGGACUGCGUUGCUCUGGCCCUCGGUAUCAACGCCAGACAUCGAUCCACUCUACCAGACAAUAAUCUCAAUCAGGAUUUAACCGAUUCCAAAAAGAUUCUCACGUCCGGUGAUGACAAUACGCUUUAUGAAGGUGUGAGGACAUUAGCCACUGCUGCUUGCGAGAGAAUCUCAUCUGGGGAAGUGCCCAGUCUCGCCGAGGGCCUCAUCGAGGGAUUAUUAUUUCGGGGAGAAAGUGUAGCAGCAGGAGUCUCUCUCAUUCAACUAUUCAAAACACGUGGAGCAGAUAUCCCUCGGUCUGACCUCUACCUCGUCGACAACAUCAUCACCCAGAUGAGACAGAUGGAGAACUCCAGCUGUCGACAGACCUCCGCCGAAGCCAUCAAAAUCCUGACUAUUCAUCAUCCAGAGGAAGUAUUCGAGCAUCUGCUGCAUCAACCGCUCCCUUUGGACCGAGGGACCGAAGAGUGUUGGAAAAAACUUGGAGUUGAUGAUUUUGGGAUCAGAACACUGGAUUUUCUUCUGAAUCGACUUGAGAAUAAUCAGCUGCUGGCGGAGUCAGCUGUUAGCAAAGAUGGAAGGCAUUCAUCGAUGAAUUUCACAGCUUCAUUUCCAUCACUGGCAGCUGUCGUAGCUCUUCGGCAUCUUCUGCAGUGCCCCAAUGCCGAGGAAUUGAUUGAAAAACGGCUGGCGGUGAUCCUGAGUGUCUUGUUGAAGUAUCUCGCUGGUUGGCUGCACGUGGACGCCCCUGUGUCUGUUAUAUCAACGAAAUUUGGUUUUGUACCGAACAGAGAGGCGUGCAAACUCGAUCCCCACGGGGAAGUCUACUCAGUCCUAACAAAUGUCUUGACUGUCGUGAAUAUUCACGUGGCAUCCAGUCUCUUGAAUGAAGUCUCCACAGCCUCUGAGAGCCAAGCCGACGAGAAUCUCGUAUCCACCGUGAGGUCAGUGAUACGAUGCCUCGGAAAUAAAAACGAACUACUGGCUAAUAUUGCUCAGACCCUGGGAAAGAUGAUCACCAGUCCCAUAUCUGCCCAGAGAGCAGUGGCUGCUGCUUUUUAUGCUGAAUUAAUUGGCAGAGUAGAUUGUGGAGAGGUUUGGCUGGAUGCUAUCAUCAAUACUCUGCAUGAGGCCAAGGCAGACUCCUCAGGGCUUGUGCGGAAGCUAGCGACCAUUGGACUCACUAGAAUAGCGUAUUUGGAGCAGAGACAGGUGGACGAAUACUUCGAUAAUUGCACAGGGGCUCUACUAGAGGGCCUGGAGGAGCCAUCCUCUGGGGAAGGGGGUCACGACGUUGUCCUUGAGUCUCUCAGAGGUCUCUCCCUUCUUCUUGGCAUGAGAACAGAGAAACCAGUGAGUCCCAGGGUUGUUUUAGCACUGAAACCUUUUGUGGAGAAGGAAAACUGGGAGAUAAGGCUUGCAGCUAUCUCUGCACUGGGGGCUCUGGUCAGAGGCUGGAUCAAGUCCAUUAGGGACCCUGAUGAUGACGUCAGUGAUCAUCUCCUGGGGUGUCUACCGUGCCUGACUAUUAAAAUUGAGGACAAUAAUUCUCUGGUGGCUAAAGCUGCCAGGGAGACUCUCUUCGAGGCUGCAAAUCUUCUCCAGAGUGAGGGGUUGGCUCAGGUGUUGAGGGGACAUCUGGCACCGGGGGUUCAGGUCAAUGUUGAGGGCUUUCUGAAGGAUUUGGUCGCCUGUUUGAUGGGCGAAUUGCCGCAGAGGGCUGAGGAAUUGAGAAAUGCUGUUGUCAGGGGCUACUCCAGGUCGGAGGUACAUUUUACCAGGGCCACAGCUGUUCUCAUCCUCGGGCUCUUUGGGAAACCCAGGGCUGAGGAUGUACAAAGAAUGCUCCAGUUGCUGAGGGACAAAGAGGGAGAAGUCAGAGCUAGGGCUGCUGAAGCUCUUGCUCUUGGAUUUACUAGUUAGUCAUCAGAAAUUAAUCACUGAAUCAAAAAUCAAUUUUAUUGUGUGCAAUAAUUUUCACUUUUACAAAUGAUUGAAAUAUUGAUAGCUUUAUUUUAUGUUAUUCCUUCCUGUUAUUAUUGUUAGUAAUUGAUCCAAGUGAUGAUGAUGUGUUUUGUUUUUAGGAACGAUUUAUAUUUGAAAAAUUGAUUAUUGGGGAAUGGGGUGGAUGUGAAGUUGUGGAUAAUGAAGUGUUUUUUAGAGAUUCUAUUUUGACUGAAUGAAUGCGAAUUGGUUGUAUUUUUCUAGCCGUGAAAGAAUAAAGACUGGAUUUUAGUAAUCAA
Messenger RNA from Fopius arisanus, 5221 nucleotides. RefSeq names its product maestro heat like repeat family protein c11.1 (gene c11.1). Gene Ontology annotation, cellular component: cytoplasm. NCBI's taxonomy places the organism in Eukaryota, Metazoa, Arthropoda, Insecta, Hymenoptera, Braconidae. The transcript is spliced from 3 exons. The record is from RefSeq and is a predicted model, not a curated record. The coding region runs from base 183 to 4901 and encodes 1572 amino acids.